AUGCAACAGUCUUAUGUGUUGCAUUAUGCUUCAUUACUCUGCGUCUACAUUCUGCUUCACAGCUUUGUUGUUGUAGUUACUAAAUCACAACGAAUAAAUAGAGUAACCCCAAAACUGGGCAGUAUAAAUGGAGCAACACGACUGACCAUUGAGGGGACUGGUUUUGCCCAGCAAAGCCAGUUUAGUUUUGAUGGCAGCAACCCUGACAUUGGCAACUCUGUGACAUUGGUGUCCAGAACCAGAUCUUUUCCAUGUGAUGUUGAGAGAGAUGCCACCCUGUCUACCAAAGUAACAUGCUACACCAGAGCAAUGCCUGAAGAUGACUAUGAGAUUCAUGUUAAAGUGGAUGGUGUUCCCAUUCCCUCGAGUGCAAUAUGUAAUGGAGUUCAGUGGAGUUACUGGUGCAUAUUCUAUACUCGCUGGUAUGCCACACCCAGCAUUCAAAAAAUCAGCCCCAUGAGUGGUCCUCCAGGCACUCUUGUUCAACUUCGUGGCAGAAUUUUUACUGACGUCUAUGGCAGCAAUACUGACAAGAGUUCUAAUGGCCGUGAUGUGAGAUUUUUAAGAGCAUAUAUGGGUGGAAUGCCAUGUGAUCUUUUAAAACCAAACUCGGAUGAACUGUAUAAUUUGACUUUGGAUUCACCAUCAAGCGAUUGGGGAUACAUGAGCUGUAAAAUGACCGGAACCUACGUGGGACAUAACAAUCUAAGCUACAUUCUUGACAGUGCAUAUGGAAGGAGUUUACCUGAUUUAGGGGUCUACCGUGUGUCUGCACUCAACAAGCUCUCAAUGUUCCAGACCUAUGCAGAGGUCACUGGAGUGUCUCCUUCUGAGGGUAGUGUGCUUGGUGGAACACUGCUAACUAUUCAGGGACGCUACUUUGAUCAGACAGACCAACCAGCAAAAGUUUUAGUGGCAGGUUCUGAGUGCACGGUACAGAGUGUGACAGAUGAGACGAUUAUUUGCAGAACACCGUCAUAUAAAUGGAGCAACGUGACGAUGUUUCCAGGUGGUCGGGGUCUAAUAAUGGAGAUGUGGAAUAAUACCAACGUGCAGAAGUUGGAGGAGGUUCUUGACUUUAACUCCAGUAAACCUGGAUACUCUGUGCAGUGGGUGGACUCUCUGUCCUACAUUUGGCCAAAUGAAAUUGACAAUUUUGUGGCUCGAUUCCGUGGCUUCUUCGUUCCCCUAGAGACUGACAACUACUAUUUCAUCACCAAAGCAGAUGACCAAGUGCAACUGUAUUUCAGUAAAAGUGGUCGUACUGAAGAUAAGGUAAAAAUCACAUACACAAAUCAGCGGACUGGAAGUUUCUUCACGAGCACAACUCAGAAAUCAGAACUCAUGCGCCUGGAGGGCGGAAAGACGUACUACAUCGAGGUCCUCCUCCAGGAGUAUGCAGGCGUAGCCUCAGUUGAUGUCGGACUUUACAAAGAGAGCAGCCAAUUUACUGCUCAGCAGACUGUAGAUGCUGUUAAUGAGAGGCAGGUCAUAAAUGCCUCAUAUAAUGUGCUGGAUGAGAAGCAGAUGAUUGCUUUUGAGGGCUGGAGCUCAGCUACACCUGUACAGGAGGUACAAACAGUGACUAUCAUCAGUGACUGCUCAUCUCUGGGAAACUGCGAUUACACGUACUACAGCCUUAUCUAUGGAGCCCACAGAACAGGGCUAAUCCCUGUUAGUGCACCUGCACAAGUGUUACAAGAUGAACUGAAUGCUCUGUGGACCAUAAAACCAGACACUGUCAGUGUUACAAAGCAGCAGGUGGACAAACAGUCUCAAUACACCAUCACAUUCAAUUCCAGCAGAGGUGACUUUAAGCAGCUUCAGUACUGGACACAUGAAACAGGACUAAACAUCACUAUCACUGAGGUCACUAAAGGAAAAGCUGAUCUAAGUACUUUUACUCUGCUGUGGGGAGGAAUACCAUCCAGUCCUCUGCCUUAUAAUGCAACAGUUACUGAGGUAUCAUCUGCAGUGGUGGCCAUGGUGUCUGCUCAAUGUCCUAAGGAGCUUAUAAAUACUGAAAAUCUGGAUGUGAAAUAUUUCAGAGAGUAUGAAAGUAACAUCACAGGGUUUACAGGGGAUCUGACUGGCAGAGGGACACGGGUUGCUGACACUGAGGCCUUCUGUGGACGUUGGUCUCUGAUGAACCCUACCAUUCUCUUUAAAUCAGAUGAUGUGACUGAAUCUGGAGUAACUUAUGGACCUGUGUCACUGCAGCUAUAUGACACACUCUGCUUUGCAUAUAAAGGGAACCUAAAAAAUGGAGUAAAAGUGGUGUUUACCUACCAGAAUACUACAGGAAUGAUAAGCAAAAAUACCACAAUAAUCCCUGUAUUGUUUGAAGCAGGAAAUGAGUGGAAAUAUACCUGUGUGGAGCUUUUAUCUAGCCUGCAGACAAGCUUCCAGGGGAGCAACUACAAACUCCUGGAGGUGGAUCUGGUCCAAGACACUGGGGAUUUCUACAUAGACACAGUUCAGCUUGGAAAAACAGCUACUUUUGAUGACCCCAAUGUUGCUAUUGCAGGGAGAAGACCUCCUGCUCUUGCUGAUUCUGGUCGUUUCAUUGAGAGGCUGUCUGUGCAGAAGCUGUCCAAUGCAUCUUAUUUCAGUUAUGAGAUCAGUGCCUCUCCUUACAACUGCGCCUUUAAUAUUCCUCUAAUAGAGGUUGGCUUUCUGCAGGUAAAUAAAACAGAUAACUCUAGUGCAGACAAGCUGGUACUAUCACAAAACACUUCCACUGUCAGAGUGACCCGUACCCAGAGAGCCAGUCCUCCUCUCACCGGCACCUUCAGCGUGAAUAUCUUUGACCAGAGUGUGGAAGGUCUGGCUGUAAACAUCAGUGCAGAAGACCUGAAAUGUGCUUUGCAGUGUAUUCCAGAACUGGGACAGCUAAGUGUGACUAGGACUGGAAGUUGCAAGAGCUAUGCCUGGACAAUUGACUGGCUCACUAUCCCAGGCAACCAGCCCCUGCUACAGAUCAAUAGCUCUGCUGUUGUGGGUGUAAACCCCUCUGUGACAGCAACAGUGAAACAGCAAGGAGGUCUGUUCAAACAAAGCAUAAUGGGAGAUCACCUGCGAGUCCCUACAAACAGAACACAGGUACAAGUUUUUAUCAACGGCAUCAUUUCAAACUGUACAGGUGAUUGUAGCUUUAACUGGAGUGAAGCAAAGACCCCUACAGUACAAAAUAUCUACCCAACACAAGGAGCCAGCACUCUAAAUACAACUCUGAACAUCACAGGAUCUGGUUUUGACAUUAAUACCACAGUACAGAUUGGAAAUGUCUCAUGCUCAGUUCUGCAGGUUACCAGUACGUUUCUGACCUGUAGUGUUGAACCUUCAAGUGCUGGUUUGUAUCCAGUCAUUGUGAGUUUCCCCAAAUUGGGCAUUGCUCGCUAUGAAGGUGGCAGCUUUAACUUCACCUAUCAGAUGGACGUGACCUCCAUCACCCCCACAGCAGGCAGUGUUAAUGGUGGAACAAUCUUGACCAUCUCUGGGUACGGUUUCAGCCCGGACACAGUGGUCAGCAUUGAGAAUGCUUGGUGUGAUGUCAUUAGUGUUGAUCUCAACCAGCUGUUGUGCACGGUGCCUGCUGGAUCAGAAGGAGCCAAAACAGUGGCAGUAAAAACAGGUGAAAUGAAUGCAACAGCAAAAGACCUUUUCACGUAUGACACCUCCCUGACAGCCACUAUUACUGGAACCAGCCCACAAACAACAACAGUCUUUGGUUACAAGUUCCUUACUAUUGUGGGUACAAACUUUGGAGAGAGGGCCAAUGGAAGCUCUGUACAUAUUGGUAAAAGUGAAUGUGGAGUGCUGCAGUGGGCGAACGAAAACAUCACCUGUGUAUUACCUGCACUACCCCCUGCUGUCUACAACAUCAAAGUUAAAGUGGGGAACUGGGGCUUUCCCCAAAUAAGGACUGGUGUGAAUGCAACCAUUGAGUAUGUCUUACGCGUGACAGGUGUCUCCCCACAAUUUGGUUCACUGUAUGGAGGCACUAAACUGACCAUCACUGGUUCUGGAUUUAACCCUGUCCUACAAGACAAUGAAGUUACAUUUGGUGACAUACGCUGUGAGUUGACUGCUGCAAUGGACAAUCAGUUGGAGUGUGUGACUAAAAGAAAUGAGCAAAUAUAUACCAUUACCAACCAAGGCAUCGACCCCAAGUUUAGUCAGGGAUACGCAUGGAGCCCAUCUGCACUGACAGCAUCUGUAGGGGACACAGUGGUGUGGAGAUGGGAAGCUCCUGCUUUUGUUCAGGGUCUUGGCUAUAGAGUGUUCAGUGUGGCCAGCCCCAGCAGCACUAAGUUUGACGGAGUGGCCUUUAACAGUGGAAAUAAUAAAACAGCCAAAGGGUUUUUCAGCUACCGUUUCACAGCACCUGGGGUGUACUAUUACAGCAGUGGCUUCAUCGACUCUGCAAACCAGACAAGCAUGCAGGGUGUGGUGAAUGUCAGAGCUUUGGAGGAGAUAAGCAGUCAGCUAAAUGUCUCUGUAGGAGGGUUCCAGGCCCUUCAGAUGUCAGAUUCAACAAAAGUGAGCAGUUCAGCAUCUAAGUGUGAGGCGUCUCCUGAAUGCUCUGGAAUCUCCAACAGCCUCCUAUUCAGUUUAUCCAGCUGUGCAAGCCCCACUGUCAACUCAGUCUCACCAACUUAUGGAACCACGCAUGACUUCAUCAUCAUCAAAGGCUCCAAAUUCAGCAACAUCACCUGUGCCAAUGAGGUCACAAUUGGAAAUGCUUUGUGUCAUGUGAUCAACAGCACUUUCACUGAAAUUACCUGCCUCCUAAGCCCAGACAGUAAAACACCUGUGGGCACUCCUCUGCCCAUCCAAGUCCGAGUCAACAACCUGGGCACGGCAAUACUUGCUAUGCCGAGUACUUCACUCCAGUACUUUGUACUUGUUCCUGUGUUGGACUCUGUCUUUCCGAAAGCAGGCAGCACAACUGGCUACACUCGUCUCCUCCUUUCUGGCUCUGGUCUGACAAAUGGUUUAGUCAUGGUGGCUGGCUCACCAUGCAUCCCAGUGUUCAGCAAUUACACUCACAUUUUGUGUGACACGUCUCCAUCUACAGCUCAAAAAGGAGAUAUCACCGUUCAAGUAGGAGCUAUCUCUUCCUCCUGUAGUGCUGACUGUUCCUUUGAAUAUUCUUCAUCCUUGUCUCCAACAGUUUCCUCUGUCUCUCCUAACUCUGUUAGUGGAAACCAAACAACUGUCACUGUGUCUGGCAGUGGUUUUGGAACUACUCUCGAAGAUCUAAGAGUGUCCGCAGAUGACAUUACAUUACAGGUCAUGAGCGUAACAGACAGCAACCUUACAGUGCAGGUUGGUCCUCUGCCUGCUGGUCCCCAUACCGUGCAGGUGGUAGUCAUGAGCAAAGGACUGGCAUCUAAAACUGCUACACUUACCAGCCUGCCAGAGGCCAGUCUGCAGCCCAGCUCAGGCAGUCUAGCAGGAGGAACACCACUCAUCAUCACAGGCAAUGGAUUUGUUGCCGGCAACACCAGCGUAAUGCUGGGGUCAAAUCCCUGCUCCAUCGUUGAGAUAUCUCCAGCCUUGGUAAAGUGUUUGACACCAGCUAAUGAAGAAAAACAGGUACAGGUGAAUAUUCAGGUGUUUGGAGUGAAGUACCCACAACUAAGCUUCAACUACACCCAUGACAAAACUCCUAAUAUCACCAGUGUCAGCCCUGCAACAGGUCCCAGUGGAACACUGAUAACAGUAACUGGUUCUGGGUUUGGCUCAGACAGCAGUAUUGUUUCUGUGAUGAUAGACAGUGCAAAGUGUAGCUUGUCCUCCAUUACGGACACAACUAUACAGUGCACUGUGGGUGAACAUGCAGGAGGAAUAUUCCCAGUCUCACUCCAGCAUCAGGUCAAAGGUUAUGCUCAGACCCUGGCUAACUACACCUAUGAGCUCCGAGUGACAAAAAUCACACCCAGUGAAGGAAGCUAUGGAGGAGGUGCGAUAGUAGCACUUCAAGGCUCUGGGUUUGACCCCAAAAACUCCAAGGUCUUCUUCUGUAAUCAAGAAUGCAAUGUCGACAGAAUAAAUUCUAACUCUACCAGCCUCUACUGCCAGGUUCCAGCCAACAAUGGAACUCAAGUGGAAACGGCCUGCACUGUAUUAGUAAAGAACAACAAUGGAUCAGUCAGUGUCACAAAUGGAUACACGUACAAAACCAGCCUGACUCCCGCCAUCGCAGACGUGUCACCACGCAGGGGUGGGACAGCUGGAGGCACAAGACUUACAAUUACUGGCUCUGGUUUCAGUGGAGGGAAUAUAAGCGUGACAAUAGCAGGGUCGGUGUGUGUCAUCCAGUCAGCUAAUGAUACACAGGUCAUCUGUGUGACUGAACCCCAUCCACAGUCCCAGCAGACCAAAGUUCUACUGAAGGUUGGAGACAGAGGACUUGCCAAGACGGACCUUGCUGACUUUUUCUACAUUGAUGUGUGGUCGUCUCCGUACACCUGGGGUGGAGAGUUACCUCCUGAGGAGGGUACCUUUGCUGUUAUCACUAAAAACCAGACAAUCCUUCUGGAUGUGAGCACACCAGUGUUAAAGAUGCUUUUGAUUCAAGGUGGAAAGUUAAUUUUCGAUGAGGCUGAUAUCGAGCUGCAGGCAGAGAACAUUCUCAUCACAGAUGGUGGAGCGCUUCAGAUUGGCACAGAGGACAAACCGUUUCAGCAUAAAGCCAUUAUUACACUGUAUGGUCACCUGCGCUCUACAGAACUUCCCAUCUACGGAGCCAAAACCCUGGGGGUCAGGGAGGGAGUGCUGGACCUGCAUGGUAUCCCUAUCCCUAUCACCUGGACCCGCCUUGCCAAAACCGCAAACAAUGGCUCAGAUACUCUAACCUUAAUGGAUUCAGUCACAUGGAAAGUCGGAGAUGAAAUUGUCAUUGCAUCAACAGGGCACAGGCACAGCCAGAAAGAGAAUGAAGUUAGAAGAAUUGCAUCUGUGUCCGCUGAUGGUAAGACCCUUACCCUGACUCAGCCUCUGACGUACAACCACCUGGGGGUGUCAGUCACACUUCCUGAUGGCACUGUGUUUGAGGCAAGGGCAGAGGUUGGCGUCCUCACCAGAAACAUUGUUGUUCGUGGAUCCACCAACCAAGAAUGGAGCGGCACAAUCAAUGCUUGUCCUGAUGGAUUUAAUACAGGGGAGUUUGCCACACAGACCUGUUUUCAAGGAAGAUUCGGAGAAGAAACUGGAAGUGACCAGUUUGGUGGCUGCAUCAUGUUCCAUGCACCUAGACCCAAUGAAAAUCUGGCUAUUGGAAGAAUCGAAUAUGUUGAGAUAUUCAAUGCUGGCCAGGCUUUCAGAUUAGGUCGCUACCCUAUUCACUGGCACCUGAUGGGUGACAUCAAGUUCAAGUCCUACGUUCGUGGCUGUGGCAUCCACCAAACCUACAACCGUGCUGUCACCAUUCACAACACACACCAGCUGCUGGUGGAACGCAAUGUCAUCUACAACAUCAUGGGAGGAGCCUUCUUUAUUGAGGAUGGCAUCGAGACCGGAAACAUCCUCCAGUACAACCUGGCUGUGUUUGUCCGUCAGAGCACAAGCCUUCUGAACGAUGAUGUGACACCAGCUGGCUACUGGGUCACUAAUCCCAAUAACACCAUCAGGCACAAUGCUGCUGCUGGAGGAACCCACUUUGGCUAUUGGUACAGAAUGCAUGACAACCCAGAUGGUUCAUCAUAUGAUAGUAAUAUCUGCCAGAAGUUGGUGCCACUGGGUGAAUUCUACAACAACACAGCACACUCACAAGGCUGGUUUGGCUUGUGGAUAUUCCAGGAGUAUUUCCCCAAACAGAAGGGAACUUGCAAAUCCACUACACCUGAACCAGCUGUGUUCCGCAAACUGACCUCCUGGAACAACGAAAAGGGAGCAGAGUGGGUGAAUGUGGGAGCCGUGCAGUUUAGUGAGUUCCUCAUGGUGAACAAUGAGAAGGCAGGAGUGGAGACCAAGCGCAUAAUCCAGCAGCAUGUGAGUGGUUGGGGACUGACUGGAGGUGCCGCACUGCACAAUAGCACCUUGGUGGGAUAUGUGGAUGAACUGGGCCUGGGUGACAGCUAUUGUACUGACAGAGGGAUCGUCCUGCCCCUGGAUGAUGGCAUGAGCGUCCUUAAUACCAAGUUUAUCAACUUCAACAGACCAAGCUGUGCCGCAAUUGGAGUGGCUAAAAUAGAUGGAACGUGCACACACUUCUGUGGAGGCUGGAGUGCCAAAUUUUCUGGAAUCCAGUAUUAUCAGACAACCAACAAGGCUGCUUUCAGAUGGGAACACGAGGUGGUUUUGGUAGAUACUGAUGGAUCUCUGACAGGUAAUGUUGGUUACAAGGUAGUGCCACAGAGUAACCUGUUGGAUCCGGCCCACUGUUCUGCUAAUGCUGCAUGGAGCCUGGGAUUCCCUGGUGCAGUGUGUGAUGCUUCUACCAGCUUCCAUCGACUGGGCAUCAACAACUCCCUACCUUCCUCGCUCUUGUCUAAGGAUGUCAUACUCACCAACACACAUGGAUCAAGUGUGGUUCCCUUUGCUGAGAAACUAGUCACCCACACCUCUGGUUGGAUGGCACUUGUGCCAUCUGAUAAAACCUACAACUGGUAUUUUCGUAAUGCUAGCCAAAUUAGCAACAUCUCAUACAAUGCAGUUUUCUAUGGCUUUGGGCCUCAGGAUUAUUUGAUUGUGAAUCAUAAUCUGACUCAACUUCCUGACUGGGUGAAUGUGGUAGACAACAGAAACGCCUCAGCCAAGCCACUGGAUCCCAUUUCAAAUGUAAAUGGAGACUGGUACUUGGAUAAAUCAUCCAACAACCUCUACUACAUUGUGUCAGGCAAAACAAACACCACCAGUAAUAGGAAACGGAGGAACAGUGUGGACAGAUCGACCAAAGACAGAGCAGUGGGGUUCAAUACAUAUACCUGCUAUUACACAAAUUGUGUCCAGCCACUUUCUGGUAUUAACCGCAGACCUACCAGCUUUACUGUCUGGUCUAAUCAGUCAUUUUGGAAGUCAUCCCCAGAAAACAACUUUACUGUACCACAGGAGGGCACCAAUGUUGUCAUUCCCUUAGGAUUCUGGGUGGUUUUGGACGUUCCUAUUCCUUCAUUAAACAAGCUCACUGUGGCUGGAGUUCUGGAGAUUCCAGACAACGCUAACACCACAGCUAACCGCACUGCCCGCAGCAUUACUCAGUCUGGUAGCAUUAUCCUGAAUGCAACAUACAUCUUCAUCCAGGGUGGGCGUUUGAUUGCAGGUUGGCCUGAUCAGCCCUUCAGUAAAGAACUUCUCAUCAUUCUGAGAGGAAACCAGAGUACACCUGAAUGGCCUCUGCCUGGUGGAGUAAAUCAAGGAUCUAAAGUGCUGGGUGUGUUUGGUGCUCUUGACCUGUAUGGAAUGCCACACAAAGUGUACCGCACUAAGCUGGCCAGCACUGCUUUAGCUGGCACUAGCUCUCUCUCACUUCAGGAUCCCGUGGACUGGAAAGUAGGAGACGAAAUUGUGCUGUCCACCACCAGUUAUGACCCAUGGCAGACAGAGACUCGCACCAUCACAGCAGUCUCAAACAACAAUCUCACACUGACUCUGGAUCAGCCACUUACUUACACCCACAUUGGAGAGAACUACACAGUACCUGGUACAUCCAAGACCUACAGGUUGGCCGGUGAUGUGGGAUUGCUGAGCAGGAACAUUAAGAUCGUUGGGGAGGAUUACCCAGCCCUGUACAAAGAGUCGUUUGGUGCCAGAGUGCUAGUGGGAGCCUUUACCAAUCAAGGAAUCAACUUUAGAGGAAAGGCUCAGAUUAGAGAUGUGGAGUUUUAUCACACUGGUCAGGAAGGGUGGACAGACUCCACUGACCCUCGGUACUCUCUGGCUUUUCUCAGUCUGGGAGUGGUGGGUCAGAAUGAAUCCUACAUUAAAGGAUGUGCUUUCCACCAUGGCUUUGCUCCUGCUAUUGGCAUCUUCGGAACAGACGAAUUAAGUGUUGAUGACAAUGUCAUCCAUCACACUGUAGGAGAAGGUAUCCGGGUGUGGGGCAAUAAUAACACGAUUCGAAGGAAUUUGGUAACCAUGACCCUCUGGCCGGGAUCAUACAAUGGGAGAAAGGAGACUCUGAAUGUUAACUGGAAUGCAGCUAUUGAGGUCAAUGAGGGUACUAACGUAGUUCUUCAGGAGAACACUGUUGCUGGUUAUGAAAGAGUUGGAUUUAGAAUCGAUGGAGAACCAUGUCCAGGUAUUUUGAAUCCAGUGGCUCAAUGGAGGCAAAAUGAGGCUCAUGGAGGUCUGUUUGGAGUCUACAUGAAUAAAGAUGGUCUGGCUGGCUGUUCUCAAAUCCAGGGCUUCACAGUUUGGAAGAGUUUUGAUUAUGGCAUUUAUUUUCAGGUGUCAAUGAGUGUGCUUAUUUCCAAUGUUACCCUUGUUGAUAAUGGUAUGGGCAUCAUGCCAAUGAUCUACACUCCCCCAUCAGCCAGCCAUACAUAUUCAAACAAAACUGUCCAAGUCCAGAAUGCCUUAAUCGUUGGUAGCAGCCCUAACUUUAACUGCACAGACAGUCUUUCUACAAGUGAUGACAAUAUCGCAAUCAGUGCAGGCCACAGGGCACCUCGGCCUCCUAAUGGUGGCAGGUCUGGAAUAUGUUGGCCAACAUUUGAAUCAGCUCAAAAUUUAGCCCCGGGAAAACCGCAUGCAGGACUCAUGAGCUACAACACCAUCAGUGGACUCAUGACUGUCACUGAUACCACUUUUUCAGGGUUUAGGAAUGUGUGCUCUACUCAGACAAAUUACAUGUUUUUAACCAAUCCGGGCAAUGAGGACCUGCAACACCCUAUCAGUGUUGAAAGGAUUACCAAGAGCAACAGUACAGAGAACGCUCAAGUGUUCAUUCAUCAACCAGAUGUUGGUAAGGUGAACCCGUCUGACUGUGUGGAUAUGGACUGUGAUGCAAAGAAAAAGAGCAUGAUAAAUGACCGGGAUGGUAGCUUCCUCGGAGCAGUGGGGGCAGUGAUUCCUCGAUCUGAAUACGAAUGGAAUGGGGAUCCCAGACACGGGCUAGGAGACUACCGUAUCCCCAAAGUCAUGCUCACAGCCCUUAAUGGUAGCCGCAUACCUGUGAAUAAUAUUGCCCCAAAUAAAGGUGUGAUCCGGAAUGCUAGCUGCACAUAUAUGACCGACUGGCAGAGCUAUAAGUGCUUUGGGCUAAACUACAGGAUGCUGGCAAUUGAGAGUCUGGAUUCAGACACCGAAACCAGGCGACUCUCUCCUGUUGCUGUGCUGGGAGAUGGCUAUGUAGACCUGCUGAAUGGCCCACAGGACCAUGGCUGGUGCGCUGGCUACACAUGUCAGAAGAGACUGUCUCUGUUCCACAGCAUCAUAGCAACAGACAAGUCCUUUGAUAUUUAUUUCACCAGUGUAACCCCCCAGAAACUCAGACUCAUGAUGCUCAAUGCUAAUCCCAAUGAGACUGUAAAGGUAGCUGUAUUUUACUCAAAUCCUCAGCGACUGGACAUCUAUGUAAAUGACCAGCUCAUUGCUCCAAACAAUGCUCAGUGGAAUAACGACAAAACUGACUACACCUUGCUUAAGCCUACAUAUACAGGACAGUAUGUUCCCACGCUUAAUUCCACUCACGGCUCCAACUUUUUCGACCCUGAGUACAAAAUGCUGCACGUCUUGUUACGAGGCUCUGAUCAUGUCCAGAUCCGCACGACUCCAGUGCUGUUUAUCUCCUUCAAUCUCCCAGCCAUGACUGUGGAGGAGUUCUUCGGAGACAAGCUGGUCACAAAUUUGGCAAUGUUCCUGAAGGUUCCUGCCAGCAUGAUCCGGAUCACCAAAAUUGUGCGAGAGGACAGCGGGGCAAAGAGGAGGAAGCGGUCCGCUGGGUUGACAGUGGAGGUGGAGAUCAAACAGCCACCUACCAACCAGACAUCCAACAAUAGCACCAAUGAGGCAGAACAGUUUGAAACCCUGAAGACUGUUGCUGACACUAUUGGUCAGGCUGCUGUCUCUGGCGAUCUGAGCUCAACCAUCGGCUUCAACGUUUCCUCACUGGGUGUCAUUCUUCCAACUCCACCAUCCAGCGAUCCAUCCUGGAGCCAGGUUGCAAAUGAAGAGGUGAGUCGUGAGGGCCCAACGGUGGAGACAGUGAAGAGUGUGUUUGCUCUGAAAGUGGUGGUGGAACCAGUGGCAGGACUUGACACCGGACUCCUUAGCAUACAGCCCAGCAUCAUGGCUGUGGACCAGCAGGGUGACUGUGCAUCAGUGGGAGUGACAACUUUAACAAUUUCAGCUGUGCUUAAAGACAGACAAGGAAACCCAGUAAAUGCCCUGUAUGGUAACACAACCAUCCCAUUCAAAAGUUGCUGGGCCAACUAUACUGAUCUGGCAAUAUUUACUGAAGGGGAUAACAUUACAUUGGCUUUCACACUGAAUGAAUGGCAGGCCCAGUCCAAGUCCUUCACUGUCAAGUCUGCAACUGCUACUACAAGUAAGUCUUAUAGUCCAUGUCUGGCCAUGAGCCCAGAUGAUGGCAGCAUCUUUGACUCCAGCCCUGCCCUUUCAACAUGCACUGUGUAUGGACUUAUGCUGCUGAGCUUCCUGCAUCUCAUCUACUUUGCAGUGUAA
Trichomycterus rosablanca is the source of this 12633-nucleotide messenger RNA. Its product is annotated as fibrocystin-L-like. NCBI's taxonomy places the organism in Eukaryota, Metazoa, Chordata, Actinopteri, Siluriformes, Trichomycteridae. The record is from RefSeq and is a predicted model, not a curated record. The coding region runs from base 1 to 12633 and encodes 4210 amino acids. The transcript is spliced from 79 exons.